UACGCCAAGGCUAUACACAACACAGUGAAGCUGAUGACAUAUUUCACACAAAUUACGUUUUCCUGAACAACUUUUAAGGAUUAUAUACGUGUAGUGGUGUAAUUUACCUAGUAUAGAUACUCUUUUACUGGGAUAUUUAUAAAUUAAUGUAAAUCAGUGCGAGGAAAGGUGGAUAAUAUUGGUAUUUGUGUGGAGUGAGAGACUUAAGCUUAGAUAUUGUUUGGUAAGGUUAAAGCUGUUUUAUUAUUACACCACCUACAGUCACAGCAAGAGUGUAAUGCAUAACUUGGAUCUCGUUACAAGAUCAAGCAGUUUGGUAUAUCUUCACAGGCACAUGUUAGUAAUCAUCCAAGGUUUUGAAAGAACAAUAUUACCACCAUUACGAUUAUUAGCAUGUAUAUGAACAUUUAAAGGCAAAGUGUUUUUUUUGUGUGCUAGUUUUAACGUGGUUUUACUGCAUAAGUGGGCUGUAUUCUCCAGUGCAGACUCCUUCACACUACUGGUACAAGUAAAUACAAUUGCACUGAACAAGAGAUUGUUUUCUCAAAUCUAACAAGAGUGAUUUAAAGAUGGCAGAGCUUGAAAAACAAGAUAUCCCAGCACCAUUGUCACCAGGGAAAGAAGAGAAGCUGGAUAGUCCACUGCAGGAGAAUCUCAGGGAAAACUUUGUUAUAUUAAAGAAUAUGUUGAUCAGCCCAGAUGACACUGUAUUUGAUCAACUUCGAUCUCAUCUUCAAGAGAAGAUCUGCGAUGGAAAUGGGGAGACUCUUUUUGAAGUGGGAGUUGGUGCAGAUGAUUCUGUUUGUGGACUGCCUGAAGAUGAGUAUGAAGCGUCAGUGGCCACGUUAAAGUCUUUGGCUGACACCCUUGAGGCAGACUGUAUUUUACUCCGAGAGAAAAAAUCUAAGACUGGUACUCAGGGGCAGUUUCUGGUGAGGAAGAAGGCUGAUGCAGAAGAUUUCAUGGAAGUCAGAGUGGCAGUAGUUGGAAAUGUAGAUGCAGGAAAGUCCACACUAUUAGGGGUCCUGACACAUGGUGAACUUGAUAAUGGCCGAGGUACUGCUCGCAUGAAACUGUUUCGUCAUAAACACGAGAUGGAGACAGGAAGGACUUCUUCUGUUGGAAAUGAUAUUCUUGGGUUUGAUAGUCGAGGAAAAGUUGUGAAUAAACCUGAUCACGGUCACCUGGAUUGGGUCAAGAUCUGUGAGGCAUCAAGCAAAGUGAUCACUUUCAUUGACUUGGCAGGCCAUGAACGAUACCUCAAGACAACUGUAUUUGGCAUGACUGGUCACCUUCCCGACUUCACAAUGCUCAUGGUUGGUGCCAAUGCUGGUGUUGUUGGUAUGACCAAAGAACAUCUGGGUCUGGCAUUGGCUCUUAAUGUACCUGUGUUUGUCAUUGUCACCAAGAUUGAUAUGUGUCCACCCAAUGUUCUACAAGACACUCUUAAGCUACUUCAUAAAAUAUUAAAGAGUGCCGGAUGUAGAAAAGUUCCCCUUUUGGUCAGGAAUGCCGAGGAUGUAGUUGUCUCUGCCACAAACUUUGUUUCGGAGAGGUUAUGUCCAAUAUUCCAAGUAUCUAACGUGUCCGGAGACAACCUGGACCUCUUGACCAUGUUCCUGAACCUCUUGUCAUCAAGAACACCCCAGAAUGACAAUGAUCCAGCACAGUUUCAGAUUGAUGACACUUACCAAGUUCCUGGUGUAGGUGUGGUUGUGUCGGGCACGUGUAUGAAGGGAAUCAUCAGGGUAAAUGAUACACUUCUUCUUGGUCCUAAUGGCUUGGGUGACUUCAUUCCUAUGCCCAUUAAAUCUAUCCAUCGGAAGCGAAUGCCAGUGCGUGAGGUAAGAGGAGGUCAGACUGCCUCAUUUGCCCUAAAGAAGAUCAAGAUCCAUGAUGUGCGGAAAGGACAGGUGCUGGUAGAUCCAUCUCUAAAUCCCUCAUCAUGCUGGGAAUUCAAGGGGGAGAUAUUGGUGUUACACCAUCCAACAACAAUCAGUACAAAAUACCAAGCUAUGGUUCAUGUGGGGUCUGUACGGCAGACGGCUUCCAUCAUUGCCAUGGACAAGGAGUGUCUAAGGACGGGAGACAAGGCUAUUGUUCACUUUAGGUUUAUCAAGCAUCCAGAAUACCUGAAGAAUGGACUAAAAAUGGUUUUCCGUGAGGGUCGCACCAAAGCUGUGGGUCGUGUGUUGGAGGUUAUUCCAAAGAUUGCCUCCCUACAGCACCAGAAGAAUCACAAAAUUAUGAAGAUGGUCAAACAGAAUGUUGGAGCGAGUGAAGGAGGACAGGCUGGAGGUGGAGAUGGGAGUGCAACACAGCAUCAGGGCCUCACAGGAGGAAACUUUGGAGGCACUAAAAAGCAGCGCAGUAGACGAGGAGGGAAACACAGGUCACGUGGUGGUAAUAAUGCUAUAGCUGGUAAUCCGGGAGCCCAGAGUCCCACAAAACAGGGAGCAAACAGUACUCCUGCACCGGUUACUGUCUCAAGUCCAACCCCUACAACUGCUGCAGCUCCAGGAUUUGUCCAUACUGCUGCCUCCACAACAAAUUCACCCACCGUCCACCCUCGACCAGAAAACCUCACAUCACCGCCGCUAGCAACGACACAAGUUUCAGUGUGAACAGUUGUAUAUCUCUUUAGUUGUUUAAUGUGGAUUUUAAGUGAUGUUUUCCAGAGCUCAGCUCUGCAUAAGAUCUCAUUGACAUAGGAGUCUGACACUAAAUAUUAAUGCAGUAAUAUUCUUACUUUUUAGUCACAUUGUCAUGCCAUAUGAAAUUAAAUAAUUUGAGUACAGUACAGUACAGUACUGUAGUUGUUUUUCGAUAGUGGGAUUAAGAAGUUUUCAAUCUGAAUGCUUAUGUGUCAUGAUAUCGUGUAAUAAUAACCACUUCAUAAGGACAUUGUGUAUAGAUAACUUUUGUUUUAUUUAUAAUUUAAAUUGCAGUAGCUUUAAAGGGUCUACUUUGCAGGGAUCUGUUUUAUUGGCUUUCUGAAACAAAUGCUUCUCAGAAUGUAUUAGUAGUGACACUAAAUUGUAAUGAAAUCUUAAGUGGUUGGUUGUUAAAUGAUAAGGUUCUUCGGUCAAUAAUAAAUACAGUAGUUGCAUAUAGCUUCAAUACUGAAGAUUGUUUUUAAGAUACAAUAUACAGACCUGGGGGUCUCAGGUCACAGUUGGCAUUUUUGUUUUGUUUUUGGUUUGAUUUAAAACCUUUGCCCGAAUCACCAGAACCUGUUUGGUGAAUAACUUCAAACUGCACCCUACACAUUAACAUAUGUAUUGCUCCUGCUAACACCUUUAAAAUCACUCAGUGAAAUGUUUGCAGCAAGUUUGUUGACUGAUUGUGUUCUGUCAGGUGAAUGAUCACUGUAUGACUAGGCAGAUUUUUUUUAUGUGGAGGGUAGUGGGUAAAGCCCAGACAUUGGCAGUGGAGAGCAUUUUGAAAAUGAUGAGGUGUUUUGACGUCCCAUAUUUUAUACAUUUUCUGGUUGGAACUUAGGAUGUACAGUACCAAAAUGAAAAAAAAUGCAAAUUUUUAAUAUACUGUAUUUAGGAAAUAUGGUUAAGAUCCAUAAAAUUUAAUUGCUGACAAUAAACUGAUCUCCCUUUUGAUUGGAGAAAAGUUCCUUGUAAUUUUAUUUUUCUUAUACUGCACAGCUUAAUGUAACCAUGGGUAACCUGGAAUUACACAUGAUCAGGCUAGUCAGAUUUAUUUUCUUAAUAGAAUAUUUUAAUUAGGGAAUAUGGAUUUUACUUUAUUAAUCCCCAUUGAAAGGUAUUUUUGAAACGGUAAAAGCUAAUCAUGUGUACAACUAAUUUAACAUAUUUUGUUUGAUAUUACUAUGCCCAAACUAACUGUCUUCAAGUUUAGGCUGGGUAGAUGCCCCUUCACUCUGGAUUACUCGUGUCAUUUAUUGUUACCUGAAGCUUUUACACCAUGAAAGAAUUGACUGAAAAUGUUACCUUCAAGUACCUGUUGAUGUUGUGGUUAUUUUCACAGGGAUUAGAGUGGACUCGUGUGAAUAUGAUUUGACUGCAUUGAUUUGUAUAAAAUUAUUGACAUUGCUUGCAAGAUGAAUUUGUAGACGAAGUCUUUAAACUGAUAACUGGAGUACACAUAUUAGUCAAACAAUAUGGUGAUUAAGUCUCCUUGGUAUUAUAUGGCUCUUGGUUAGCCAUAUACAUAUAUGUAUUGAUAAACUAAGCCUUUCUGUGGAGAAUUAGUAUUCAUAAUAUACAUGUACCUCACUUGCUUAGUGUGGGUUAUAAUAGUAGACCUCAUUUUUAUAUGGCAUUUCUAGCCUGACUUCUUGCUACAUCACAAAGUGUGCUGGAGGGUGGAUUGGAAGGAAAGGUUAUCUGCUAGAGAGAGGAGAUCCAUAAAAUCUAUGGAUAGAGAGAGGGAGUAAUAGGUGUUCAGUGUAAGAGAGAGAGAGAGAGA
Messenger RNA from Homarus americanus (American lobster), 4443 nucleotides. RefSeq names its product GTP-binding protein 1-like (gene GTPBP1). The record is from RefSeq and is a predicted model, not a curated record. Gene Ontology annotation, biological process: translational elongation. The transcript has 14 exons. Gene Ontology annotation, molecular function: translation elongation factor activity; GTP binding; GTPase activity. The coding region runs from base 570 to 2624 and encodes 684 amino acids. Lineage: Eukaryota; Metazoa; Arthropoda; Malacostraca; Decapoda; Nephropidae.